AUGGAAAUACAAGUCGAUAAAGAAGGCUGCAGAAUCGACAUCGACGCCACCAAGCAAUUCGUCGGAUGGCAUUACCCGGAACGCGCGCCAUCGGAGAUUGACUGCCGGCUGCUGUGGUUUCUGCUGCAGGUUGAGCCGUGGGUGAAAGAGAAUAAGCACGUUCUGGCGACUAUUGGGGCUGACGAGAAUAUAUUGGAAGGCUGUACUUCUAUGAAGAAUAAGUGGUUCGCAUAUUUGGUGGUAACUAUUUGUAGGUCGUUAGAAGCUACAGCUGAAUCGCUAUUUAGCGAAGUUCAGGUGCCGUAUGUAUCGGAGAUUCUUCGUAGCCAGUUGUGUUUGAAUAAGCAUACUUUGGCGCUGACGGAGACUGCCUGGUGUUCUGUUAUUCAAGAAUUUAGGGAAUGGUGCACCCGAAACCACCCAUAUCCCGAGCCUGAGCAGAUUCACAUUGUGGAAUAA
Molecule: messenger RNA, 459 nt
Organism: Gregarina niphandrodes
Lineage: Eukaryota; Apicomplexa; Conoidasida; Eugregarinorida; Gregarinidae
Exons: 2
Coding region: 1-459 (152 amino acids)
Source: RefSeq, a predicted model, not a curated record